Messenger RNA from Thunnus maccoyii (southern bluefin tuna), 2613 nucleotides. RefSeq names its product probable ribonuclease ZC3H12D. Gene Ontology annotation, molecular function: RNA endonuclease activity; mRNA binding; metal ion binding. Gene Ontology annotation, cellular component: cytoplasmic ribonucleoprotein granule; nucleus. The transcript has 6 exons. NCBI's taxonomy places the organism in Eukaryota, Metazoa, Chordata, Actinopteri, Scombriformes, Scombridae. The record is from RefSeq and is a predicted model, not a curated record. Gene Ontology annotation, biological process: 3'-UTR-mediated mRNA destabilization; nuclear-transcribed mRNA catabolic process, RNase MRP-dependent. The coding region runs from base 332 to 2140 and encodes 602 amino acids.
GAGCUCAAUAAAAUAGGACAGACAGGGAAACGAAUCCCUCAGGCUCCCAUAUCAACCCUGACUCCUGACAAGGAAGUGAUUACAAAUUUACAGAGUGUUCUCUUCCUUGCUGGUCAGAGAAGCUUUUUUUUUUUCUUUCUUUUUUUUCUCAGCAGUGAGCAGUCGCUUCCUCCUAUGAGUAAUAAGAGCGGCUUCGCACAGACCGGUCUGCUUGUCAGAGUGACUGACUGAAGCAGCUCACACUCACACUCACACCGAGAGACAGCGAUCCUGAGGGACUCCGAUCCAAUGCUCCGAUCUUGCUGAAUGUAGUGUUGCCGUGGAGACGCUGAUGAACCAGAAUAAGGAGGCGAGGAGGAUUCCCCAGCCAGACAGUCCUGAGAAGACAGAAGAGAGGAAACACGCUCGCACACCAGAUUCUCUAUCAGUGUCUGCCAUGGACCGUCAGCAGCAGCACGCCAAAGUGGAGCGUUUUCUCAAGCUGGGAUACUCUCAGAGUGAUAUUCUGCGGGUGCUGGAGAGCCUCCGCCACGAUGCCCAGACCAAUGACAUCCUGGAGGAGCUGAUAAAGACCUGCCACACUGUCCCAAACAGUCCCAAACUGGUGCCCAGAGGAUGCAGCCCCAGUCCCAGCCAGCCCAGACCAGGAACAGACAGAGAGCCAACUGCUGGCUUCAGACCAGUGGUUAUAGAUGGAAGCAACGUGGCAAUGAGUCAUGGCGACAAGAAGGUGUUUUCAUGCCAGGGCCUCCAGCUGGCAGUGAACUGGUUCUGGGACAAAGGUCUGCGGGACAUCACAGUGUUCGUUCCCCUGUGGAGGAAGGAGCAGACGCGGCCUGAGGCCCCCAUCACGGAUCAACAUAUUCUGCAUGAGCUGGAGAGGAGGAAGAUCCUGGUGUACACACCAUCCCGCUGCGUAAAUGGUAAGAGGGUGGUGUGCUACGAUGACCGAUAUAUCGUCAAACUGGCCUGCGACUCGGACGGUAUCAUCGUGUCCAACGACAACUACCGGGACCUGCAGACAGAGAAUCCCCAGUGGAAGAAGUUCAUAGAGGAGAGGCUGCUGAUGUACAGCUUCGUCAGUGACAAGUUCAUGCCUCCAGACGAUCCUCUGGGUAGAAAUGGUCCCACCAUCGAUGAUUUUCUGCGGAAGAAGCCAUGGACUGCAGACAACAAGCUGCAGCACUGUCCUUACGGAAAGAAGUGCACUUAUGGAGUGAAGUGCAAAUUCUACCACCCAGAGCGGGCCAACCAAUCACAACUAUCUGUGGCUGAUGAACUGAGGGCCCAGAGAGACAAAGCCAAGACCUUCUCGCACAAAUCGAACCUGCAGGACACACACUGCUGCCCUCCCGUGUAUCAGCCGGACCACAGAUACUCCUCAUCCACCCCCCCUCCACUCAGCAUAGAGGACCAGUCCCACAGGGCAUCACCCAGCGAGCAGUUCAUCUAUCAGAGAGACACCGGCAGCCCAAGAAUACAUCAAAACACGAGCCUCCGUCACUGCUCGAGUCCGGAUGUGGACGAAGCCUUCAGUUCCCUGGACAGCAGCAUGUCUAGGCUCUACAUCCAGGAUGUGCCUUACAGCAUGGAGAUGCCUCCCCACAGCUACAGCAGCGGGGUGGCCAGCUACGGCCUGAGCCACGACGACUACUCCUUCUCAGGGUCGUACGGUGGGAACAACCAGAGGCCCGUCCUGGGUGGAGGAAGUUACUACCCUUCUCGGAACGGCUCGGUGUCCUGCGAGCAUCACAUGUGCACCCAGUGCAGGUGUAAUCACCAACAUACCAGGGUGCCCCCUCACAACCCAGCAUGGAGCUCCUGCCCAGCUCUGCCUCCACAUAACAGGGACCAUCACUCUCAUUUUUCAGAGAAGCAGUACUUCGGACAGCGCACCCACAGACAGAGCCUCAGCUUGCCCAGGGACCCGUGGGUGCAGAACAGUCUCUCUGACGCCAGGCUGAGCAGCCGGGACAAGAGCCCAUCCAGCGAGCAGAGGAAGAGCCAGAGGAUCCUGCUGAGCACGCUCUACCCUCAGAGCGCGGUGGAGCAAGUCAUGAAUACUAACCCGCAUGUUUCAGACAUGUCCGAACUGAUUUCUCUCAUCCAGAGUUACAGGAGCAGCCACAUCUCCUACUAGAAAGACUCAUUUUUUGAGGUUAGGAGUCAAACUGGGCCCAUAUUUGAGUUCUCAUCCCAGACAAAGUGAAAACUGAAAAAAGAAAAAAUUUCUACUUUUCAUAAAGUUGACUGUGAAUUCAUAUUAUUACAAAUUAAACUGUUCCCCUUGCUUGUUCACAUUCACAAACAAACUCUUUAUUCUAAGCAUUAAAAAGUGAUUCAAUCUGAUGAAGUCUUGAACACGUAGCAGACUGAAUGCUCUUUCUUUAUCCUAGUGUAAAAGUGCAAUGCACUACGCUCCAUACAUGCUACUUAUUGUAGCAGUGACAAAUGUUUUAUUAAAGCAGCAUGUGUUGUUUUCUCAUGUUGCCUCAAAGUGAGGAACGCUAUUCUGUACUUCUGUAAAGAAUGUCAAUGACCUGUUUUUGAUAGGAAUUCUAAAGGCUUAUGUUUUUGCUAUGCCUGUGAAAUAAAAUCAUCAUAAAAUAAUCA